Messenger RNA from Ascochyta rabiei, 906 nucleotides. RefSeq names its product phosphatidylinositol-binding protein scs2. The transcript has 6 exons. NCBI's taxonomy places the organism in Eukaryota, Fungi, Ascomycota, Dothideomycetes, Pleosporales, Didymellaceae. The coding region runs from base 1 to 906 and encodes 301 amino acids. Gene Ontology annotation, molecular function: FFAT motif binding. Gene Ontology annotation, cellular component: endoplasmic reticulum membrane; plasma membrane. The record is from RefSeq and is a predicted model, not a curated record. Gene Ontology annotation, biological process: endoplasmic reticulum membrane organization.
AUGUCUGUCGAGCUCGACCCCGUAGAGCUUGGUUUCAAGCGUCCCUUCCAGCAGGAGGUGUCGCAGACCCUCCGUCUCAAGAACCCUCACUCGGACCCGGUUGCAUUCAAGGUCAAGACCACCGCCCCCAAACAAUACUGCGUGCGACCCAACAGCGGACGCAUUGAGCCUGGGCGAGAUGUCGAAGUUCAGAUUCUCUUGCAGGCGAUGAAGGAAGACCCAGCACCAGAUGCCAAGUGCCGCGACAAGUUCCUCGUCCAGUCUGUCCUCGUUACUGCCGACAAGGAGUUCACGAAUGUAGGAUCUUUGUGGGCACACAUCGAACAGACUGCAAAGUCGUCCAUUCAGGAGAAGAAGAUUAGAGUUCUCUUCCUCGCCGCCGAUGCCGACGCCUCCUCGACGCCUGCAAGGACCAACGGUGUCAGCCGCGACUCGAUGCUCUCGUCCCCUCAAUCAGAAGCCGCUGUCACCCCCGUGCGUGGCGCUACGGAGCACGCUCAGGGGCCUGUCUCUCGUGUAGAGGACCGCCCAGCAGGCAGCAAGAACCUCGGACAAAUCGAGCAGGAGACGUACAAUCCCGCUUCCUCCGGCUACAGCACUGCCACUGGCACGGGCGCUAGCAUUCAGCAGACCGUUGCUGCCGCUGCAGCGAGCGUGACAAACGCCAUCCCAACAUCCCAGGCCGAACUCCAGGCUCAGCUCGAUGCGGCCAAGGCACAGAUCGCACGAUUGACACAACAGGCCGACGCCGGUCUCCGCCAGCGAAAGCCAGAGUCGGCACGCGACGCAAAGGAUCAGCUCGCGACAGCCACGCAACAACAGACAGCCCCUGCAGGCGGCGUCUCCGUCCAGAUCACAGCACUCUUGUGUCUCGUGAGCUUCCUCAUCGCCUACUUUUUGUUCUAA